AUGUCAAACGAUAAUGAAAAGGAGAUGGAAACGAAUUUUGAAUCGUUGGCAUCAUCAUCGUUAUCAUCACAGCAUAUAUUUGUCGUAAAUAAUUUAGAACAAAGAAUUCGUCAAAGUUUUAGUGAUUUUAGUAAGAAAGAAAUAUUUAUCAAUAAAUGGAAACCAAAUGAAGAAAUAUUAAAUGAUAUCGAAAAAUACUCAAAAUUAAUUUUGGUGAACAUCGACAACUGUUUGCGGGAAUUGCGUGGUUCAUUAUUUGGAAUGACCGAUUUAACAAUUGAAUCUUUGCAGUCUUAUAAUAAUUCAAUAUCGAAUACUUGUGAUAUUGUUGAUAUAGUUAUCAAGAAUUCAUAUUCUGUAUUAGCUAAGGUUUGCCUUUUUUACGGGUCAGUAAACCAGAACAUAAAACCAAUGGUGCAACAAGUCAAAGACAUUAAACGUAUUGUUGAUCUUUUUGAAUCUCAGUUUAGCUCAUCUAAUUUCUAA
Molecule: messenger RNA, 486 nt
Organism: Dracunculus medinensis (Guinea worm)
Lineage: Eukaryota; Metazoa; Nematoda; Chromadorea; Rhabditida; Dracunculidae
Source: the annotation of a GenBank genome assembly